This is a messenger RNA of Archocentrus centrarchus (flier cichlid), 1197 nucleotides long. RefSeq names its product F-box and leucine-rich repeat protein 15 (gene fbxl15). The transcript is spliced from 5 exons. NCBI's taxonomy places the organism in Eukaryota, Metazoa, Chordata, Actinopteri, Cichliformes, Cichlidae. Gene Ontology annotation, molecular function: protein binding. Bases 124 to 1005 code for a protein of 293 amino acids. The record is from RefSeq and is a predicted model, not a curated record. Gene Ontology annotation, cellular component: SCF ubiquitin ligase complex. Gene Ontology annotation, biological process: SCF-dependent proteasomal ubiquitin-dependent protein catabolic process.
CAACAUUGGGUUUGGGUUACACCUUGAGCGCUUCACAAGAUGCUAAGGGAAAAUAUAUUAUUUUGGCAUCCGUGGGAAGAACGACACGUCCUUGGAAACGCAGUAUAACAUAACGGAUUCAUAAUGGAUGAAGAAGAUAAGAUGCGAACCAGAUGCUAUCUUUUGGACUUGCCCUGGGAGGAUGUACUUGUUCCACAUAUUUUGUGCUAUUUGCCGCUGCAACACCUUGUCAGCCUGCAGAGGGUGAGCAAGCAGUUCCACAACCUCAUUAAGGUGUACCUAUCCAAUUGCAGGACUUUUAAUCUGGCCCCGACUUCACCAUGCAUUCCCAAGGAAGCAUUUUGCUCCAUGUUAAAAGACAAUAAAGUUCUCCAGAACCUGUCACUGCAGAACUGUUCAGACUGGGUGUCAGACAAGGAGUUGCUGCCAGUUAUUGGACAGAACCAGCAUCUGCAAAGGGUGGACAUGAGCGGGUGUGCAUGUCUCACCCGCCACUCCCUGGUGGCUGUAUCCUUGAGUUGCAUGCACCUGCAACACCUUGGCCUGGCGCACUGCGAAUGGGUGGACAGCCUGUCCCUUCGCAGCCUGGCUGACCACUGCGGGGGGCUGCAGUCGAUCGACCUUACCGCCUGCCGCCAGCUGAAGGAUGACGCCAUCUGCUACCUGGCCAAAAAGUGUUCAAAUUUGAGGUCUCUUUCGCUGGCAGUCAAUGCCAACAUCACUGACGAGUCCGUGGAGGAGGUGGCCAAGAACUGCAGGGGUCUGGAGCAGCUGGACCUGACAGGUUGCCUGCGGGUCAGGAACCAGUCCAUCAGGACUCUUGCAGAGUAUUGCCCAAAGCUGCAGUCGCUGAAGGUGAAUCACUGCCACAAUGUGACAGAGUCCAGCCUCGAUCCUUUACGGAAGCGCAAUGUAGUGAUUGAUGUUGAGCCGCCCUUACAGAGGGCACUGGUACUUCUGCAGGAUGUGUUAGGGUUUGCUCCUUUUAUCAAUCUCCAGAUAUAACAAGCUCACACAGGUGUCUUCAUAACUGACUUUCACCUGCGUUGCGUGGGCAUGUGUUGUUCUGAGAAAGUUAAUGAAAACCUGAAUGUGUUGCACUAGAGUUUUUGUGGAAUGUGUUCCAUGAUAUGUGUGUAAGAAGGACUUGAAAAUGUCAUGAGUGACAAAAGCCAUGUAAGAACUGCUGCCUCGUGU